Paramuricea clavata is the source of this 2486-nucleotide messenger RNA. NCBI's taxonomy places the organism in Eukaryota, Metazoa, Cnidaria, Anthozoa, Malacalcyonacea, Plexauridae. The record is from the annotation of a GenBank genome assembly.
AUGUUUGCCGAUGAUACCAAGUGCUACCGUCCGGUGAAAGAUUUACCCGAUUGCGAAAGUCUGCAGAAUGAUCUCAAUAAUCUCGUGAACUGGUGUACUAUCUGGAAGAUGGACUUAAAUAAGUCUAAAUGCGGAGUAAUGAGCUUCACAAGAAGUCGCCAACCAGUCGCAACAAAUUAUAAACUACUGGAUAGUUCUCUGAGGCAACUAUGUCAUCAAAAAGACCUUGGGAUUGUUGUCACAAAAGAUCUCAAGUGGACGAAACAGGUUGAGGAAAUAACAUCAAAAGCGAGCUCAAUGCUAGGCUUCAUUCGUCGAACAGCCUCCGACACGCAUAACAUCCACGUGCGAAAGGUGUUGUACCUGUCCUUAGUGCGCAGCAAGUUAGGAUAUGCCAGCCAGGUGUGGGCACCUCAAACUGUCAGCGACAUACUGUCAAUAGAACGGGUUCAACGUCGCGCGACCAAAUUCAUCCUUUCCCUUCCUUACAGAACAGCCACAACAUACAGGGAACGACUACUGGUUAUCGGUAUUCUCCCGGUCUGCUAUUGGCACGAAUUUCUAGACUUAGUUUUUCUUUACAAGAGUAUUCUAAGCAACGAUGUCAAUGUGUCAAUACGAACAACCACCCGGACGACUAGAAACGCUGACGCUGUCAAUGGUAUUCUUCUUAAUGUAUCUCGAUGCAGGACAGUUAGCUACAAGAACAAUUUUUAUGUGAGAGCGCCUAGCGUAUGGAACAUUCUCCCUAGCAAUAUUCGUGACACUUCAAGAUCAUUAGCUUACUUUAAAAUCUCUUUAUUCAAUUACUACUUAAACCUUUUAGAACAAAUAUACAACCCGGACAAUCCUAGAACAUUUAAGUCUGUGUGCGUCAAAUGCCACUCAACUCGGUCUCUUGAUAGUUUAUCUUGAUAGGUAAUCACCAGUUAGUGUAAUCACGAGUCGGACGUGUUUUUUUCGCUCCGCUAAAAUCUAUUUCAAAGAUGAAUGCUAAUAAAGACAAGGGAAUUAGCCUUCUACAUAAUAUAUCGCUCAAUGAUAAAGAUAAGCUGAAAUGGACAGGAACAUUUCAAGCGUUGCAAAUGUUUGUUGAAGAAGGGCUAAAUAUAUCUAAUGGCAUUUGGUCUUCCCCUGGUGGAGAUGCAAAGCAAUUUAAAGCUAAAGAUAUAGACUUGCGAUGGUACUCCGACACCCAAUCUAUCACGCUUAAUGGAAAACUUAAGGAAGCAACCAAAGAGCAGUUGAUUUCGUUGGCUUCGGUGUCAAAACGACUUAGUGCCGUUGAAGAAAGCGAAGCAGGGAAUCAGGACAGCUAUAAUGAGAACGUUAGCUUCGAGCAAUCGAGCGAGUCGGAGAAAUCAAGCGAGUCGCAUUCGUUGGAAAAGUCGAGCGAGUUGCAUUCUAAAGAAAGCAAAGCAGGGAAUCAGGACAGCUAUAAUGAGAACGUUAGCUUCGAGCAGUCGAGCGAGGCGGAGAAAUCGAGCGAGUCGCAUUCUUUAGAAUAUCUAAAUAAUCGAUUAGAAGCACUAAAUAAAGCAGUAUCUACCAAUACAGCUGCUAUAAAGUCGCUCAUUGAAAACACGAAUGACAGUAAACAGCCAAAUUAUCAAGAAUUAGAAAACGAAAUUGCCAUACUAAAAGAAAAGAAUCGUAAACUUACGGAUAAGAAUGCAAAACUUAAAGUCGAGAACAGUGACUUGGAAGCGAGAAUUAACAACUUAGCCUAUAUAUUAGCCGAUUUGCAAGGAAAGGCCAAGAGUGCCGAGCAAGAAAAAGAAAGUCUAAUUACUGCUAUGAGACUACUGGUCGAAGAUUCGAACAACGAACCCAACGCCACAAUUAAGAAUUACACUGGUGAAACGAGUAAACAAAGCGAGACACAGGAUUCAGUUGAUUGCGCUGGGCAAACAAAAGAAGUGUUGAAUCCGAACAUUCAAGUGAGUAAUAGAUUUUCCAACCUUAACACUGAGGAAAGUAAUGCAGAUGACGUGGAUGUUACGCAGAAUGACCUUGUUACCGCUCAUACAGAACCAGCAACGAAACCUAAACAAGUAAAUGAGAAAUAUAACAGAAGGCAUCAUACUGGCAGCAAAGAAACGAAGCAAACUUAUCAUCACCCUCGUCCUAACGUUGCUAUCGUGGGAGACUCGAUGCUCAAGCACAUAAAUCCUACACAGCUAAGGAGAAGUACAAGGAGCUUUAACACUCAAAUCAAGACGUUUCCAGGUGCGAAGGUAAGCGAUAUGGAAUAUUAUGUUAAACCUACUCUGGCCCGUACACCCGACCAUUUGAUUCUGCAUGUCGGUACAAACGACGUGAGACAAAGUACACCACAAGAGAUAACAAAUGCCAUAUCCAUGCUUGGGCAACAGAUCAAGAAGGAACUACCUACAACGAAUCUUGCUAUUUCAGAAGUAAUUACAAGAAAUGAUGACCCAAGUCUGAAUACGAAAAUUACAGAACUUAAUACUAAGCUAUCCCAG